AUGCCAAGCAUUGAGUCGGAAGAUUUGGCUGAGGAGUUAAUGAAGAUUGAAGCAUUUUCUGCCGAUGAAACAGGCAAGCGUAUUGUAGCCGAGCCUUUAAAUUAUGCACUUUCCGGAAUUGUAGACUUGUUGUCUAACAAAGAAAAAAUCGGUCCGAAAAGGCUGAAAGAACUUGGUUCUGACUUCUUUCGACACAGAGAUUUGUAUAUCUUGAUUUUAAAGAAAAUCAUCCCUAGAAUACCUGAUUUACAUGAGGAAGUGCAAUUUUGGAACAUGUAUCAUUUUUUGCGAUUUCUUCCUCUUCCGUCCAAAAAUAUGCAUACUGCUUUUUACGAUACAAAAGGCAAUAUUAUAAGUAGACACUGGAAAAUCGGAAAAGCAAAACGAUACUAUCAAGAAGCUUGGCUACUGUUAGCGAAGCAUGAGCUACCCAAGCCAUUGUUGAAAAAGAUGAUACCAUAUCUGAGCGAACAUGUGAUCGAUUCAUUGAAGGAGCCUUUUCUUAUUGGCGAUUUCUUAUUUCGCAUUUUUAAAAUGGGCGAAAUUUUUGCAAUACUUUCUCUAGCUGGAAUUUUCAAAUUGGUUGUGAAAUAUAACUUCGAAUUCCCAAAUUUUUAUCAGUUCGCUUACGGGUUGAUAACGCCAUCUGUAUGUUAUCUGAAUUAUCGGAAAAAAUUCUUCACACUUCUGGAUACUUUUCUUUCAUCAUCACACCUUCCGAUAUACAUUGUCGCAGCAUUUGUGAAACGUUUGUCUUGGCUGACUCUUUUAGCCCCUGUUUCGUGUCAGGAACCUUUAUUUGCUUUAAUAGGAAAUUUGAUUACACGACACAAGGAUGUGGAAUUUCUGGUGCAUAGGGAUAAUCCAGAAAUAUUUUCUGAUGAUCCCUAUGACGAGAAACAAAUGGAUCUACAAAAAUGUGGAGCUAUGGAAAGCUCACUGUGGGAAAUCAAGGCGUUGCAGCGACAUUGGUUUAUAAAUGUAGCAAGAAGGGCAAAUUUCGUUGACAAAGGGGUGCAAAGGAUGGAGUCGUUUGUGCGCUGGGAAAAUGACGACCAGUACUUUACGAAAUUAUUAUCCAGAAAAUUUGGAAGUGAUCUCUUGAAAUACAAGGAGGAGGAAAAAUUCCGAAGAAACCAGGAUCAAGAAUCUUCGGAUAACGACUCUCAGAAUGAUGGUCAUCCAGUUAAAAAGCGACCAAAACUAUUUAGGAAUAUGACAGAUUGUAGCUAUGCGAUUGCAAUUAAUGACAAAGAACCACCAGUUCAUCUUUUUAAUGAUGAUUUCAAAGCACAGAGUUUUCCUGCGCAACAACCUGAUAUUUCUUUCCGGGAUUAUGUAUUCUCUUACAACCAACUCAAGUUUAUGCCAUCAGCUCAGUUGAUUCGAGUUCUUUCCUUGUUUGGAAGAAAUCCACUGCGUCGGAGUGUGCUGGGCUUAUGCCAGAAUGCUUCAGAAAUCCCAGCAACUUCGGAAGAACUAGCCUUAUGGAAGAUCGAAAGAAGCAAUCCAUUUAUCGAAAUCCCUCAGGCAUGGGUCACAACACUGGCAAAAAAACAGGAAUCUCGGGUGGAUUUAAUCAGUUUACAUCCAUGUAUUUUCCGAACCAUGCCAAGGAUUGAUUUGCUGCAUCGUAAUAUCACUUGGCAAGAGAAUUAUCGAAAUUUAGCUAUAACGAAGCAGCUAUCCAAGAAAGAAAUGCCCGGUGGUGGACAUAAGCCGUGGCCACAGAAAAAAACUGGUCGACAUCAUGCCGGUUCAAUCAGAUCUCCCCAUUUUCGUUUGGGCGGUUUCGCUAAUGGAAUACGCGGACCUAAGACAUGGUUCUAUGUUCUGCCAGAUGCGAUUAGGUUGGAAGGUUUAUGUGUAGCAGUGACAAUUAAACAUGCGCAGAAUGACUUGGUGAUCGUUGACGAUUUCGCUAGCCUGCCGAGUGAUGAGGCCCAAUUUGUACACGACCUCGCGGAUUCCAGAAACUGGGGUUAUUCAGUAUUAUUUAUCAACGAAAGUUCCGAAGUAUCUGGGAACCUGGCAAAGGUGUGCGACGACAUACCGACAUUCAACGUUAUGCCAGUCUAUGGAAUAAACUGUUUUAGCUUAGUAAAGCACGACACUGUAGUAUUUUCUCUAGCAGCUCUUCGACUAUUCCAGUCGCGUAUACUUUUCCACAAGAAUCGAGCGCAGACUUUACAAAAAAAAUACCGUUAUGUUGAUUACAAAAAGAUUAUCAUGAACGAAGCGGAAAAAGAAGUUGAUCCAAUUCACGUGCCAUUUAUUUGA
This is a messenger RNA of Loa loa (African eye worm), 2280 nucleotides long. RefSeq lists its product as hypothetical. The transcript is spliced from 16 exons. Bases 1 to 2280 code for a protein of 759 amino acids. Gene Ontology annotation, molecular function: structural constituent of ribosome. Gene Ontology annotation, biological process: ribosome biogenesis; translation. Gene Ontology annotation, cellular component: nucleolus; Noc4p-Nop14p complex; ribosome. The record is from RefSeq and is a predicted model, not a curated record. Lineage: Eukaryota; Metazoa; Nematoda; Chromadorea; Rhabditida; Onchocercidae.